AUGUCGCUGGUGGCAAUAGGUGCAUGCUACUUGGACACGAUCUUAACGAUCCCCCACUAUCCCGGAGAGGAUGAAAAGCUUCGUGCCUCUAAUAUCUCUCGCCGGAGGGGAGGCAACUGCCCCAAUACGCUUGAGGUGCUUCAACAAUUGGCCGCUCACGGUUCAUCGAGCGCGCCAAUCUCAUUGAACCUGGUCGCAGUCCUGCCUGCUAGGUCAUCCGUCGCUUCGCGGCAGGUCCAGGCGGCGUUCGAACCGCAUGUGCGCAUGGAUCACUGCAUAUACCGGGAAGAGCUCACGGAGCCUGCUUCAAGCUAUAUCUUCAAAAGUCAGGCUUCGGGAAGCCGGACCAUUGUAAACUACAAUGAGCUACCGGAGAUGACCGUUGUUGAAUUCGUCGAGAUCGCCGGUCGAUUAGGUCCCACGGCUUCGUGGUUUCAUUUCGAGGGUCGGAUACCUGAGGUGACACUAUCUUGCAUUCGCUAUUUGCGAAAGCACUUUCCUUCAAUGAGAAUCAGUGUCGAAGUGGAGAAGCCAGGACGGCCAGGCUUGCAGGAACUAGCGGAGGAAGCAGACGUCGUCUUCUAUUCGAAAAGUUGGGCUCAAGGAAAUGGAUACCAGUCAGCCGAACAAUGCGUGCAAGAACAAUCUUCCCUAGCGAAGAAAGCCUCGCUUCUGUGCUGUACAUGGGGUGAAUAUGGAGCAGUAGCUCUGAGCACUGCUGUGAAGGAAUUAAUCCAUCAGCCCGCAUACACUGCGGCCGACUUCAAAGUCGUGGAUACGAUCGGCGCGGGUGACAGUUUCAAUGCCGGCAUGCUGUACGCGCUACUUUGUCGAGGCAAUGAAUGGAGCCUGCCGCAGAAGCUGAGCUUUGCGAACCGGGUCGCUGGAAUGAAGGUAUCGCAGGAAGGCUUUGCUGGCCUUCAUCGCGCGCUGGAGUCUUAGUAUUAAUUGGAAGAGCUACCCGGCUCGGUGUUCGCUGUAUGGCGCCAUCGAUCAUCGAAGUGAACGAAAAUUGCUUAGAGCAGCUCAAGAC
Messenger RNA from Aspergillus homomorphus CBS 101889, 1033 nucleotides. RefSeq names its product ketohexokinase. Lineage: Eukaryota; Fungi; Ascomycota; Eurotiomycetes; Eurotiales; Aspergillaceae. The transcript has 6 exons. Gene Ontology annotation, molecular function: ketohexokinase activity. The coding region runs from base 1 to 942 and encodes 313 amino acids. The record is from RefSeq and is a predicted model, not a curated record. Gene Ontology annotation, biological process: fructose metabolic process.